Messenger RNA from Penicillium expansum, 333 nucleotides. RefSeq names its product guanine nucleotide-binding protein subunit gamma. Gene Ontology annotation, cellular component: heterotrimeric G-protein complex. NCBI's taxonomy places the organism in Eukaryota, Fungi, Ascomycota, Eurotiomycetes, Eurotiales, Aspergillaceae. Gene Ontology annotation, biological process: G protein-coupled receptor signaling pathway. Bases 1 to 333 code for a protein of 110 amino acids. The transcript is spliced from 2 exons. The record is from RefSeq and is a predicted model, not a curated record. Gene Ontology annotation, molecular function: G-protein beta-subunit binding.
AUGGCUCCCUACGAACUUCGAUCCGGGGGUGAUGUUAAGAAUAAGAAGCAAAGUGUCGCCGACUUGAAAUAUCGUCGGUUGACCGAACUCAAUGGUCGUCUAAAGGAGGAUCUGGACCGUCCACGGGUCAAGGUCUCCGAGGCAGCUCUCUCGUCCGUUCAACCCUUUGAUUCAACAAAGAAAAGACAAGCCAAAUCUAACACCUUCAACAGUCUCAUCAGUUACUGCAACAAUACUCGCGACUUUAUGGUUCCAUCCGUAUGGGGACAGGUCGACAAGCGCGAGGAUCCCUACGCUCCUCAGCAACAGGGAGGUUGCUGCACCGUCAUGUAA